Molecule: messenger RNA, 786 nt
Organism: Pygocentrus nattereri (red-bellied piranha)
Lineage: Eukaryota; Metazoa; Chordata; Actinopteri; Characiformes; Serrasalmidae
Gene: rpl13
Product: ribosomal protein L13
Exons: 6
Coding region: 108-743 (211 amino acids)
Biological process (GO): translation
Cellular component (GO): ribosome; cytosolic large ribosomal subunit
Molecular function (GO): structural constituent of ribosome; RNA binding
Source: RefSeq, a predicted model, not a curated record
CUGCAGUGCGCUCUCAUUGGCUGGCGCUUCCAUAUCCCACAAAGCACCGGGCUGCCUAGUCCUUUUUCUUUUCGGCCAUAUUCUUCCCUGGACGGGAAUAAGCGGUCAUGGCCCCCAGUCGGAAUGGCAUGAUCUUGAACCCCCACUUUCAUAAGGACUGGCAGAGGAGAGUUCGCACCUGGUUCAACCAGCCGGCCAGAAAACAACGCAGACGCAAGGCUCGUCAGGCCAAGGCUCGCCGCAUUGCUCCUCGCCCUGUCGCUGGACCACUGAGACCGGCUGUCAGGUGUCCGACAAUAAGGUAUCACAGCAAAGUUCGCGCCGGACGUGGCUUCUCCCUGGAAGAGCUGAAGGCAGCUGGCAUCAACAGUAAAGUAGCCCGCACCAUUGGCAUUGCUGUUGACCCUCGCCGUCGCAACAGAUCCACAGAGUCCCUGCAGGCCAACGUCCAGAGGCUGAAGGAGUACCGCUCCAAACUCAUCCUCUUCCCCAGGAAGGCCUCUGCGCCCAAGAAGGGAGACAGCACUGAGGAGGAGCUCAAGAUGGCAACACAGCUCACUGGACCUAUCAUGCCCAUUAAAAACGUCUACAAGAAAGAGAAGGCCCACGUGAUCACGGAGGACGAGAAGAAGUUCAAGGCUUUCGCCAGCCUGCGCAUGGCCCGUGCCAAUGCACGCCUCUUUGGCAUCCGCGCCAAGAGGGCAAAGGAGGCCGCCGAGCAGGAUGUAGAGAAGAAGAAAUAGAAGACUGUUUGUAUGAAACUCAGAAUAAAGCCUCCCAAAAUAC